Molecule: messenger RNA, 4621 nt
Organism: Condylostylus longicornis
Lineage: Eukaryota; Metazoa; Arthropoda; Insecta; Diptera; Dolichopodidae
Product: glutamate receptor ionotropic, kainate 2-like
Exons: 22
Coding region: 129-4586 (1485 amino acids)
Biological process (GO): synaptic transmission, glutamatergic; monoatomic ion transport; modulation of chemical synaptic transmission
Cellular component (GO): plasma membrane; postsynaptic membrane
Molecular function (GO): transmitter-gated monoatomic ion channel activity involved in regulation of postsynaptic membrane potential; glutamate-gated receptor activity
Source: RefSeq, a predicted model, not a curated record
UAUAAUUAUUUAAGUGUAUAUAUCAUCAUACAUGUUGCAAAUCUAAAAUUAGCACAUACAUUUUUUUUUUUCUUUACUUUUUAAAAAAAUUAUAGAAAAAAUAUAAAUGAUAAGAAAAAAUUAAAAUAAUGAUUAAAAUUAUAAUUACAUUAUUAUUUGGUAUUAAUUUAUCAAUUGGUCAAAUAAAUAUUGGUCUUGUUACAGAAUCACUUAAUUCUUUAGAGGAAAAAAUAUUUUUGAAAGCAAUUGAAGAUGCCAAUUUAAAAAUUUCAGACAAUUCAUUAGAGGGUAAAGUGGCUAAUGUUGCCGAAGGAAAUGUUUUUGAUAUGUCACGUAAAUUAUGUGAUUUAUUAAAGGAAAAUGUUGCAAUGAUAAUUGGUCCAACAUCACCAGCUUCAGCUGAACAUGCAGCUAAUAUUUGUGAUGCAAAAGAAUUACCAUUUAUUGAUAUAAGAAUGGAUUUUUUUAAUCGAAUGUCAACUAUAAAUCUAUAUCCAUCUCCAAGUCAAUAUGCUGAAGCAUUAAAGGGACUUAUUGAUGCUUUACAAUGGUCACAAUUUACAAUUCUUUAUGAAUCUGCUGGUGAUGAUCUUAUUUUGGUUAAUGAAUUAGUUAAAUUAUUUGGAACUGAUAUACCACCAAUAAAUAUUAAAAGAUAUGAUUUAGAUUUAAAUGGAAAUUAUAAACCAAUUUUAAGAAUAAUAAAAAAAUCACCAGAUUUUUCAUUACUUGUACUGGGAUCUACAAGAAGUCUUACAAAUUUUUUAACACAAGCUCAACAAGUUGGAAUAUUAACUGAUGCUUAUAGAUAUAUAAUUGGUAAUUUAGAUAUGCAAACAAUUGAUUUAGAACCAUUUCAAUAUGGUGAAGCAAAUAUAACAAAUUAUCGUAUGAUUUCACCAGAGCACAAAAUUAUUAAUGAAUUACAUGAAAUUUUAAUACAAGAAAAUGAAGCUUUACAAAAUGUGACAUGUGCUGUAUCAUCACAUAUGGCAUUACUAUAUGAUGGGGUUCAACUUAUUGCAGAAACAAUUGAAUAUGUGCCUGAGGGAGCUGUUGAAUUAGGAUGCGAAACGGAUAAUACUUGGGAAAAAGGAUAUACAAUUGUCAAUCAUAUAAAAUCGCUUAUUAUCGAUGGUAUAACUGGAAAAAUCGAAUUUGAUAAUGAAGGUGUUAGAGCUGAUAUCAUGUUAGAAGCUGUUGAAUUAACAGCAUCUGGUAUUAUGAAAAUUGGUACAUGGAGUUCAUCAGGCGGUUAUAAUAAUGAUAGAGUAAUGUCAUCAUCAAUUUUAGAAGCUGAUACACGUUCAUUAGCAAAUAAAAGUUUUGUUGUUAUAACAGCUCUGAGUGAUCCCUAUGGUAUGCUAGUUGAUUCUGCUGAAAAAUUAACUGGAAAUGAUCGUUUUGAAGGUUUUGGAAUUGAAUUAAUACAAGAAUUAUCGACAAGAUUAGGUUUUACAUACACAUUUCGUUUACAAGAAGAUAAUAAAUAUGGUAGUAAAGAUGCUGAAGGCAAUUGGAAUGGAAUGAUAUUAGAAAUUCUUGAAAAUAGAGCUGAUCUAGGAAUUACUGAUUUAACAAUGACAUCAGAACGUGAAAGUGGGGUUGAUUUUACUAUUCCCUUUAUGAAUUUGGGAAUAGCGAUUUUAUACACAAAACCUAAGAAAGCACCACCAGAGCUAUUUUCUUUCAUGUUACCAUUCUCUGGUGAAGUCUGGGGUUAUUUAGGUGUUGCUUAUUUAAGUGUCUCAAUAAGUUUAUUUAUUUUGGGUAGAUUAUCACCUGUGGAAUGGGAUAAUCCAUAUCCUUGUAUUGAAGAACCAACUGAACUAGAGAAUCAAUUUAGUUUUGCGAAUUCAAUGUGGUUUACAAUUGGUGCUUUAUUACAACAGGGAUCAGAAAUUGCUCCAAAAGCUUCAUCAACACGAACUGUUGCAUCAAUUUGGUGGUUUUUUACACUAAUUUUAGUUUCAUCAUAUACUGCUAACUUGGCUGCAUUUUUAACAGUUGAAAAUCCUGUUACUAUUAUUGAAAGUGCUGAAGAUUUAGCUGCUAAUAAAGGUGGUGUACGAUAUGGAGCAAAAAAAGGUGGAAGUACAUACAAUUUUUUUAAAGAUGCUAAAGAUGAAACAUUCCAAAAAAUGUAUGAAUAUAUGAAAGAUCAUCCGGAACAUCAACCAAGCACAAAUGCAGAGGGUGUGUCCAGAGUUGAAAAUCCAAAUGAUAAUUAUGCUUUUCUUAUGGAAUCAACAUCUAUUGAAUACGUAAUAGAACGUAAAUGUACAUUAACACAAGUUGGAAAAAAUUUAGAUGAAAAAGGUUACGGUAUUGCAAUGAGAAAAAAUUGGCCAUAUCGAGAUGCUUUAAGUAAAACAAUAUUAGUAAUGCAAGAAGACGGUUCACUUUUAAAAAUGAAAAAUAAAUGGUGGAAAGAGAAACGAGGUGGUGGUGCUUGUGCCGACAGCGGUGCUGAUAGUGGUGGAGCUGUUGCUUUAGAAAUUGCUAACCUUGGUGGUGUAUUUUUAGUAUUAAUUUUAGGAUCUAUAUUCGCUAUAUUUAUAAGUAUUUUUGAAAAUUGUUUUGCUAUAAAACAAGAAGCAUCUAAAAAUAAGACAUCUUACAAAAAGGCUAUGUUCGAUGAAAUAAAAUUUAUAUUCAAAUGUUCCGGAAAUGUUAAAACAGUGGAAUUUCUAAAUAAUACGACAAUGUCAACAUUAGCAUCAUCAUCAUCAUCAUCAAAAUCAUCAUCAUCAUCAGCAUCACCAACAUCAUCGAUGGUAGCAUCAACAUUAAUAUCAAGGGAAUCAAAUAUGAUUCCGUCAAUUUGUUCGAAUAUAACAAAUAAAAUAAAUCACUGUAAUCAAGAAACGUUACAACAACAACAACAGCAACAACAUCAACAACAACAAAAUAGUAUAUUUAGUAAUGGUACAGCAUCAAUUUUACAAUUAAAACAAUCACCCAAUAAUAAUUUACCAAAUAAUUUGAUUAUUAUCAAAAAUGAUAAUAAUUUGAUUAAAUUAGAAGAAAAUCAAGAUAUGGAAAAGACUAACUGCUCAAAUUAUGGAAAAAUUUUUUUUAAUACCCAAAUUAUUGAAGAUCAACUUACACCAACACGAUAUUGUGACGAACAUAGAUGUGAUAUUUGUGGUAUUACUUUCAGUUCUGUUGAUGUAUUUAAAAAACAUGUUCAAGUUAUGCAUCAAAUUCCAUUAGAAACAAAUGAUUUUAAUUCUACAAAUCCGAAAUUAACAACUACUGUAGUUAAUAAUUAUGGACAAGGAUUAUAUCAAUGUCAUCUUUGUUCAAAAUCAUAUAAAAUUAAAGCAAGAUUACGUUUACAUUUAAAAGUUAAACAUUGCCUAAAUAUUAAUCCAGUAAAUAAAAAUAAUAAUAAUUGUAAUGAAAAUAAUGAAAAUAUUAAGAAUAAUGCAACAAAAUUAAAAAUUUGUGAAAAAAUUCGUAUUCUUACAACAAAUUUGAAAGCAACAAAUACUAACGUUGUUACAACCGCAACAACUGCAGAACCAAUUAAAAUUGAAGCAAUUGACAUUAAUAAUGAUGAAAUUGGAAAUGAAAAUUUACAAGAUAUUCAAAUUGUUAAACCUGAACCAAUACCAAAACCAUGGAAAUGUGAUAUUUGUUCUAAAUUUUAUACUACAAAAUAUUUUUUAAAAAAACAUAAAAGAAUUCAUACAGGUGAAACACCCUAUAAAUGUAACAUUUGUAAUAAAUUAUUUACAUUUCAACAAUCUUACCAUAAACACUUGUUGUAUCACAGUGAUGACAAACCACAUGUUUGUAAAAUUUGUAAUCGAGCUUUUAAGGAACUUUCAACGUUACAUAACCAUGAAAGGAUUCAUAGUGGUGAAAAACCUUUUGAAUGUGAAAUUUGCGGUAAACGGUUUCGGCAAAGAGUUUCAAAUUAUGUUCACCAAAGGACACAUACAGGUGCUAAACCAUAUUCCUGUGAAUCAUGUUUUAGAAAAUUUCGUUAUAAAGUUACCUUAAGAACUCAUAAAUGCUCAACACUUAAUGAAUCAUUAAAAAUCGAAAAAACGAAUGACGAACAUAAUGAUACAAAUCUUGAUCAAUUAAACAAUAAUAUUAAAAUUGAAAAUUUAGAAAAUAAAAUUGAAAAAUUAAAAAAUAAUAAUAAUACAAUAGAAAAUUUAUCAACAGUAGAUGAUAAUUUACAAAAACUUUUACAAAAUGUUGAUAUUUUACAUGGAUGCGAUGAUUUAUUACCAAAUUCAAUUUCAAAUGAUUUAAUAUGCCAUAAUAAUGAUUUUAAAGGCAAUGAUUGCGAUAUAAAUAAAGAAAUAGCUAACAAAUCUAUUGAUGAACUUGUUGCAGAAUCAUGUAAUAAAUUGGGUAUUGGUAAUUGUAAUAAUAUGGAAUUAACACAAAAUUAUAAUAGUAGUCCAAUAACAAAUGAUACUCCCUCACCAUCUGAACAAUUACAACAUUUAUGCUUGUAUUCACCAAAUUCAAUUGAAGAUAAUCUUAAUGUACAUUUAAAUAUCAAUGAUGAUUCAUUAAAACAAUUUUUAUUUGAAAUUGAAAAUGAUUCAAAACAUUCUUAAAAUAAUAAUUUAUUAAUAUUUUUAAUUAAAAAAAA